GAUGGAUCGGGGCGGCCAUUGCCCGAUGAUGCCCUUGUCGUCUGUGUAGAAAUAAAAUACUCUUUGCCGCUCUCUUUCUCCAGCGGUCCCGACCUGGUGUUCUUGUCCAACUUCACCGACUCAAAUAGUGGUUGGACGAAAGACCUCUUCUCUCUUAUGCUGGCCUCCAGAAAGACGAGACGAUAAGGUCCAAGAUCACACAUUUCUAGCUCUAGUUUAAUUCUCAUAUUAUUAGUCUUGUCUAUUCUCACAUCAAAAUCCCAAACAAAAACAAAAUGUCCGGCAACCAAGCCCUCGCAAUCAACUCCGCCGUCGGGUCCCACGCCAACACGGCCCUUACGAGCCAUGGCAGCGACUGGUAUUUCACCGUGACGGCCGUCAUGGCGGUUUCCGCCUUGUUGUUCACCGGGGCAGCCGUCAAGAAGCCGCUCUCCCACCGCGUCUUCCACCAAACCUCGGCCCUAUUCUGCUUCGUGGGCGCCAUAGGCUACUUCAGCAUGGCCUCGGGGCUGGGACAGGUGCCCAUCCAUGCAGAGUUCACGCGCCCAGACAGCUCUUACACCUUUGCCGCCGGCACGCGCGAGAUCUUCUACGCCCGCUACGUCGACUGGGCCGUGUCUCUGCCGCUGGUGAUCUUGGCGCUGAUGAUGUCCUCGGGCGUGCCCCUGUCCACGACCUUGACCACCAUGAUGGCGGCGGAGAUCUUCAACGUGUGCUUGUUGAUUGGUGCCUUGACGCAGACCACUUAUAAGUGGGGAUAUUUCACCUUCGCAACAAUGGCCGAAUUGUUCGUAUUCUACCAGCUCAUCAUGCCCGGCCGCAAGUACGCCUCGGCCGUCGGCGGCUCCGUUGGCAGCACCUACCUGACGGCCUCGCUGCUCGUCGUCGUCUGCUGGUUAUUCUAUCCCAUCUCCUGGGGCCUGAGCGAGGGCGGCAACGUCAUCCACCCCGACUCUGAGGCCAUCUUCUACGGCAUCCUCGACAUCUUCAGCAGGCCCGCCGUCGGCUUCGUCCUGCUCCUCGGCCACCGCAACACCGACUUUGCCUCCCUGGGCUUCGAGGCCCGCGAGCCCGGUCAUGCCAACGAGAAGACUCCCGCCCCGGUUCAGGGGAACAACGGCGCCGUCGAAGCCUAAGUCUUAACUGUGGCAAGGUUGGAAAGCCAAAGUCAAUGGUGGGGGCGUCAACGGCGAGGGACUCAGAGAAUGAGGAGCACAAGAGGGACUCGAGUCACAACAUCUCGAUUGCGGACUUUUUCUGGAGCAAACGAGGGGAACCUUGCACUCACCCUUCAUGUGCUAGGGGUGCCUUCUUUUUGAUUUUUGCAUGUUAUCUACUGCUUUUGAAAUGAUACCUACAGGGCAAUAAGGCACCCCGGGUGGCAACGUGGAAACGGCCAACAUAGUCAGGUACAAAACAUCACCCGGUUUUAAUUCUAGUCUAAAUCUAAACCUUUGAUAUUUAUCAGGUGAAAUGUGUGCCUGCUUGAUCAUUCCCCAUUCUUUUCCCCGCACCGUGCUGCCAAUUGCCUUUUUGCCGUUAAUGAGAUGAAGUUAGGCUGAUAAUGAGAAGGGCCGAUUGGAAAUGCUUACAUAGUAAAGAGGAGCAACAACGGCCAAGCACUCAAGACGAGUUUCAUCUGAUAUCUACGCCGCCUCCCCGUCUACCAAAGACUGCGUUGCUUACCUUGCUCAAGGACCUUUGCUGCAGUCGGGCAAAGGUGUGUCUUUGUUUACACCGAUACCGAGACUGUCAUACAACAUCGGCAGCUCCUAUCUCGAGGCAUCAUGCAGUUACAUCUUCAUACAAACAUACCCCAUCCCCUCAGACAAAUUGGGUAGACCUUUCAGAGACCACGUUGCCCACUGCAUCCCUCACGGCAUCCGGCAGCUCAUCUUGGGGGAUGGUAUCGUUUUCGGCGAAAACCUUCCAGGCUGUCUCCCUGGAUAUCUGGCCCCCAGAAUGGCGUG
This is a messenger RNA of Pyricularia grisea, 1970 nucleotides long. RefSeq lists its product as uncharacterized. The coding region runs from base 276 to 1136 and encodes 286 amino acids. Gene Ontology annotation, cellular component: endoplasmic reticulum; plasma membrane. NCBI's taxonomy places the organism in Eukaryota, Fungi, Ascomycota, Sordariomycetes, Magnaporthales, Pyriculariaceae. The record is from RefSeq and is a predicted model, not a curated record. The transcript is spliced from 2 exons.